AUGAGUAGACCGCUGACGGAAGAGGAGAAAAGGAGGAUUGCUGUCAACAAGGCCGAAGCGCUGCGGAGAGCUGAAGAACGGAAAAAGCGAGAGGCUGCCGCCGCAGCCGCUGCUGCUGCUGCUCGGUCCGCUACAAACGCUCCACAGCAAAUACCCCGUGCAGCUACUACUCAUGUGUUAGGUGCUGCACAGCCGUCGUCUCUUUCAGCUAAUAAAGCGACAGCAGUUCUGCAGCCAACAUCUCGUCCAAGCACUUCCACACAUGUCUCUUCCACUGCUACUCCAUCUGUUCAGCAAUUCAAGCCACCAACACCUGCCAGGUUGCCAAAGUCCAAUAUCCGCGUGUCCUUUAGUGUGGUCGCGAGUGACAGGAUCAAGGUGCGGUUCUCUCCCUAUCACGUCGCGGUUCACGAAGCGAUCAAAUCGAUUAAAUUCAGUACAUAUGACCACAAGGAUCGCACAUGGAGUAUACCACUUUCUGAAUUGAAUUCUUGUCAGAAAGUCCUCAACACUCUUACGGUUGUCGACGUUACGUUGGAGACGAUCCCUGACAAUGUGAUCAAACUGCUCACAGAAGAUUCUUUUUCAAAGCACACUGUGCCAUCCGACCUGUCCUUGAUUAUGGAUCCGGCUUUAAUAGAAAGAAUGUUUCCCUUUCAGAAAAUAGGCGUGACGUUCGGUAUCGAAAGGGGCGGACGUAUUUUGCUUGCAGAUGAAAUGGGUCUAGGAAAAUCUGUUCAAGCUCUUACAUUGGCACGAUAUUACAAGUCUGAAUGGCCUCUGCUCAUAAUUUGCCCCUCUUCAGUGAAAACUGCAUGGAAAAUGGUUCCAAAAAUCAACAAGUUCCUACCUAUAAUUCAAAAAAUCUUUCUCAUAGAGAAAGGAAGUGAUCCGCUUCCAACAGCACGGACAUCAAAUACGGGUUGUUUUUUCGUUUCUAUCAGCAUAGUUCAGAUUGCAAUUAUGAGCUACGAUUUGAUGGUCCUCAAGAAGAAGGAACUAGAGGAACUUAAUUACUAUGUGAUCAUAUUUGACGAAUCUCAUUUGUUAAAGGACAACAAAGCCAAGCGGACACAGGUGGCCCAUUCGUUAGCGAAACGAGCAACACGAGUCAUCCUCCUUUCGGGUACUCCCGCAUUGUCGCGCCCAGCUGAAUUGUACUCUCAAGUAAGGCUAGUGAAUGACCGUCUUUUCCCGAAUUUCCACAAUUUCGCCACUAGAUAUUGUGAUGGAAAGCAAGGACGAUUUUGUUUUGAGGCGAAGGGCUGUACUAAUAGUGAAGAACUAGCUGCGAUCCUCUAUAAACGAGUGAUGAUUCGUCGCCUCAAAAAAGAUGUGCUUUCCGACCUGCCAGAUAAGCGCAGAGAGGUUGUUUAUUUAUCUGGCGACAAAAUCGAUUCGCGCAUGGAUAGUCUUCAAAAGGCGAAGAGGGCGUUCGAAAUGAAUAGCGGUGCCUUCAGGGGGGAAUCCGAGUGGAAACGAAAGUCUGCUGGAGUACUUCAGCCUCACUGGCAUAGUAAAGAUGCACCGAAAAAGAAAGUGCUUAUUUUUGGGCACCAUCAUAUUGUCUUGGAUACAGUACAAGUAGAAGUCCAGAAACGAAAUUUGAAGUCAAUUCGGAUAGAUGGAAGCACGUCGUCAACUGAUCGAGGGAAACUGUGCCAGGAAUUCCAGGAAGACCCUAAUGUGGAAGUUGCUAUCUUGUCGAUGACUGCAGCUGGUGUAGGAAUAACACUCACCGCAGCUUCUGUUGUAAUAUUCGCUGAAUUACAUUGGAAUCCUGGAACACUGUUGCAAGCAGAAGAUCGUGCUCAUCGCGUAGGUCAAAAGGACAGUGUGUUUGUUCAAUAUCUGGUUGCAAAAAAUACCGCUGAUGAUGUAAUUUGGCCUCUUAUUCAACAAAAGCUUGAUGUGCUUGGUCAGGUGAACUUGUCGAACGACACCUUCCGUUCUGCGGAAAGGACUCACUUGAAAUGUGAAACGCAUGCUCCUGUGAAACCUAAAGACAUUACCGAUUUCUUCGCGCAUGACCUGGAAGACAACCCUAAAAGAGCGAAAAUAGACGAAUAA
This is a messenger RNA of Cooperia oncophora, 2070 nucleotides long. Lineage: Eukaryota; Metazoa; Nematoda; Chromadorea; Rhabditida; Trichostrongylidae. The record is from the annotation of a GenBank genome assembly.